Molecule: messenger RNA, 2041 nt
Organism: Lagenorhynchus albirostris (white-beaked dolphin)
Lineage: Eukaryota; Metazoa; Chordata; Mammalia; Artiodactyla; Delphinidae
Gene: VANGL2
Product: VANGL planar cell polarity protein 2
Exons: 8
Coding region: 476-2041 (521 amino acids)
Biological process (GO): multicellular organism development; establishment of planar polarity; Wnt signaling pathway, planar cell polarity pathway
Cellular component (GO): plasma membrane
Source: RefSeq, a predicted model, not a curated record
GAUCUGAUUCCUGAUCCCUGAUUCCUUGAUCCUUGGUCCCGCCAUGGGAGCCUAAGCGCCCCGCAUUCCCCCCGGCCCCCUGCCCCUGGGGCCCUGAGGGGGAAGAGACUGCGAUCUGGGACGGAGAGGGGGCGACCAGACUCAGGAGCCCCCCUCUACACCCCCCAUCGUCCGCGCUGCCCGUCCGGGAGCGCGGAGUUCGUAGCGACCCGGAACGCUGCGGAUACAAAGGCGCCGGACCGAGUGGGGCGCCGGCGGAGCCCACCCGGCAGUUCGCAGCGGCUGGACGGCCGCUUGAUUUUCUCUGAGACCAGCCCACCCGUCCAGCAAAAUAGAGUCCCUCAGGGUGACGGUUGAUUUUCUAAAGGUGCCCCUUGGCCUGAAGAAGUCGGUGCUAAAGGAGGUGGCAGUGGGGCCCCCCAAAAGGCCCCAGCCUGUGGCCCUGGAGCGCUACAAGGCGCGGCGUUCAGACGCCAUGGACACCGAGUCCCAGUACUCAGGGUAUUCCUACAAGUCGGGCCACUCCCGCAGCUCCCGCAAGCACAGGGACCGUCGGGACCGACACCGCUCUAAGAGCCGAGACGGGAGCCGUGGGGACAAGUCGGUGACGAUCCAGGCUCCAGGGGAGCCCCUGCUGGACAAUGAGUCCACGAGAGGGGAUGAGCGGGACGACAACUGGGGGGAGACGACCACAGUAGUAACGGGCACCUCGGAGCACAGCAUCUCCCAUGAUGACCUCACGCGCAUCGCCAAGGACAUGGAGGACAGCGUCCCGCUGGACUGCUCCCGGCACCUGGGCGUGGCGGCGGGGGCCACGCUGGCCCUGCUGUCUUUCCUCACGCCGCUGGCUUUCCUGCUGCUGCCCCCACUGCUGUGGCGGGAGGAGCUGGAGCCGUGCGGGACGGCCUGCGAGGGCCUCUUCAUCUCCGUGGCCUUCAAGCUGCUCAUCCUGCUGUUGGGCAGCUGGGCCCUGUUCUUCCGCCGGCCCAAGGCCUCUCUGCCCCGUGUCUUCGUGCUGCGUGCCCUGCUCAUGGUACUCGUCUUCCUGCUCGUCGUCUCCUACUGGCUCUUCUACGGCGUGCGCAUCCUGGACGCCCGCGAGCGCAGCUACCAGGGCGUGGUGCAGUUUGCCGUGUCGCUGGUAGAUGCCCUGCUCUUCGUGCACUACCUGGCUGUGGUCCUCCUGGAGCUGCGCCAGCUCCAGCCUCAGUUCACGCUCAAGGUUGUGCGCUCCACCGACGGGGCCAGCCGCUUCUACAACGUGGGCCAUCUCAGCAUCCAGCGCGUGGCAGUGUGGAUCCUGGAGAAGUAUUACCAUGACUUCCCUGUCUACAACCCUGCCCUCCUCAACCUGCCCAAGUCCGUCCUGGCCAAGAAAGUGUCUGGCUUCAAGGUGUAUUCCCUCGGAGAGGAAAACAGCACCAACAACUCCACGGGCCAGUCCCGGGCUGUGAUUGCAGCAGCGGCCCGGAGGCGGGACAACAGCCACAACGAGUACUACUACGAGGAGGCCGAGCAUGAGCGGAGGGUGCGCAAGAGGAGGGCCAGGCUUGUGGUGGCCGUGGAGGAGGCCUUCACUCACAUUAAGCGGCUGCAGGAAGAGGAGCAGAAGAACCCCAGGGAGGUGAUGGACCCACGGGAGGCAGCCCAGGCCAUCUUCGCAUCCAUGGCCCGUGCCAUGCAGAAGUAUCUUCGCACCACCAAGCAGCAGCCUUACCACACCAUGGAGAGCAUCCUGCAGCACCUUGAGUUCUGCAUCACUCACGACAUGACACCCAAGGCCUUCCUGGAGCGGUACCUGGCGGCUGGACCCACCAUCCAGUACCACAAGGAACGCUGGCUGGCCAAACAGUGGACACUGGUGAGCGAGGAGCCGGUGACCAACGGGCUCAAGGAUGGCAUCGUUUUCCUCUUGAAACGCCAGGACUUCAGCCUAGUGGUCAGCACCAAGAAGGUCCCAUUCUUCAAACUCUCCGAGGAAUUUGUGGACCCCAAGUCGCACAAGUUUGUCAUGAGGCUGCAGUCUGAGACCUCGGUGUGA